AUGCAUCUCAAACAUCUCCUUCUCUUUGCUGGAAACUUGCUCCCAGUCUUUGGAGCAGCCACCAAGUCUUCGGCUUCAGCCAAAGCCCCUGAGCCUCAGCAACCGGGCAUUGUCUCCAACUGCAAGUCAUACUACCUUGUGCAAAAGGGAGAAACCUGCUUCUCAGUCGCUGCCAAGAACAAGAUCUCCCUAUCCGACUUUCAGGAAUGGAAUCCCAAGACUGGCACUGACUGCAACGCCCUUCUGGCAAACGCAUACGCUUGUGUUUCUGUCACCGAGACAAAGGGUCCAUCGCCGGCGAAGAAAUACUCGCCUACUCAAGCUGGCAUCGCCAAGAACUGCGCCAAGUACGCUCUCGUUGGCAAGGCCACGACCUGCAAGUCAAUUGAGACGCAGAACAAGCUUUCCUUCGCCAACUUUUUCAAAUGGAACCCUGCUGUUGGCAAGCACUGUCAGGGUCUCAAGAAGGGAUACUAUGUUUGUGUUGGCGUUGAAAAGGCUGUGACUCCCACACCGACCACUCCUGAGAAUGUCACCGGCAACAAAGCGCCUUCGCCGGUUCAGAAAGGAAUCACCAAGUCUUGCAACGAAUACCAUCGUGUUUCUAAGGGCGACACUUGUUCUGCUGUUGCGUCAGAGUUCAAGAUCGAUUUGGAUGAGUUCUAUCAGUGGAAUCCUGCUGUUGGGUCCAAGUGUGAGAACCUUUGGGCUAAUUACUACUACUGUGUUAGUGUUGCUGGUGAGAAGGCCAAGGCUAGUGUACACACUCCCUCCCCUAAUUAG
This is a messenger RNA of Fusarium fujikuroi IMI 58289, 783 nucleotides long. RefSeq lists its product as uncharacterized. The coding region runs from base 1 to 783 and encodes 260 amino acids. The transcript has a single exon. NCBI's taxonomy places the organism in Eukaryota, Fungi, Ascomycota, Sordariomycetes, Hypocreales, Nectriaceae. The record is from RefSeq and is a predicted model, not a curated record.